This is a messenger RNA of Mesitornis unicolor (brown roatelo), 2805 nucleotides long. RefSeq names its product importin 13 (gene IPO13). Bases 58 to 2805 code for a protein of 915 amino acids. Gene Ontology annotation, biological process: protein import into nucleus. Gene Ontology annotation, cellular component: nuclear membrane; cytoplasm. The transcript is spliced from 19 exons. The record is from RefSeq and is a predicted model, not a curated record. Gene Ontology annotation, molecular function: small GTPase binding. NCBI's taxonomy places the organism in Eukaryota, Metazoa, Chordata, Aves, Mesitornithiformes, Mesitornithidae.
CACCAGCUGUAUUACGACCCAAACAUCGAGAACAAGAACUUGGCUCAGAAAUGGCUGAUGCAGGCACAGGUCUCCCCCCAGGCAUGGCACUUCAGCUGGAUCCUUCUCAACAUGGACAAAGUGCCCGAGAUCCAGUACUUUGGCGCCAGCGCCCUCCACAUUAAAAUCUCCCGGUACUGGAACGACAUCCCGGCCGACCAGUACGAAAGCCUCAAGUCGCAGCUCUUCACCCACAUCACCCGCUUCGCCAGCGGCUCCAAGAUUGUGCUGACCCGGCUGUGCGUGGCGCUGGCCUCCCUGGCCCUCAGCAUGAUGCCGGAGGCUUGGCCCUGCGCCGUGGCAGACAUGGUGCGCAUGUUCCAGGCAGAGGACUCCAACGUGGACGGGCGAGCGCGGUGCCUGGCGCUGCUGGAGCUGCUGACGGUGCUGCCCGAGGAGUUUCAGACCAGCCGCCUGCCGCAGUACCGCAAGGGCCAGGUACGCAGCGUCCUGGCGCAGGAGUGCAGCUCCGUCUUCCCUUUGCUGGAGCAGCUGCUGCAGCAGCAGGACUCCCCGGGUUUCAUCAAGCAGAAGGUGUUGAAGUGCUUCUCCAGCUGGGUGCAGCUGGAGAUCCCGCUGAUGGACUGCGAGAACCUGAUCCAGGCAGCUUUCACCUCCCUGCAGGACCCAGAGCUCUUUGACACAGCGGUGGAGGCUGUUGUCAAUGCCAUUUCCCAACCCGAUGCCCAAAGGUACGUGAACACCCUCCUGAAGCUCAUCCCCCCUGUGCUGGGACUUCAAGAGCAGCUACGCCAGGCGGUCCAGAGCGGGGACAUGGAGACGUCACACGGGAUCUGUCGCAUUGCUGUGGCCUUGGGGGAGAACCACUCCCGGGCUCUCCUGGACCAGGUGGAGCACUGGCAGAGCUUCCUGGCCCUGGUCAACAUGAUCAUGUUCUGCACCGGCAUCCCCGGGCACUACCCUGUCAAUGAAACCACCAGCUCCUUGACGCUCACCUUCUGGUACACGCUGCAGGACGACAUCCUCUCCUUCGAGCCUGACAAGCAGGCGGUGUACCAGCAGGUCUACAGGCCUGUCUACUUCCAGCUGGUGGAUGUCCUGCUGCACAAAGCCCAGUUCCCCUCCGAUGAGGAGUAUGGUUUCUGGUCUUCAGAUGAGAAGGAGCAGUUUCGGAUAUACAGGGUGGACAUCUCCGACACGCUGAUGUACGUGUAUGAGAUGCUGGGUGCCGAGCUCCUGAGCAGCCUCUAUGACAAACUAGGACGUCUCCUGACCAACACGGAGCAGCCAUCCACGUGGCAGCACACGGAGGCCUUGCUCUACGGCUUCCAGUCCAUUGCCGAGACCAUCGACGUGAACUACUCUGACGUGGUGCCGGGGCUGAUCGGCCUCAUUCCCCGGAUCAGCAUCAGCAACGUCCAGCUCGCCGACACCGUCAUGUUCACUAUCGGGGCCCUGUCGGAGUGGCUGGCUGAUCACCCUGUCAUGAUUAACAACGUGCUGCCGCUGGUGCUCCAAGCCUUGGGCAACCCCGAGCUCUCCAUCUCUAGCGUCUCCACCCUGAAGAAGAUCUGUCGGGAGUGCAAGUACGACCUGCCGCCCUAUGCUGCCAACAUCGUUGCUGUGUCGCAGGAGGUGUUGAUGAAGCAGAUUCACAAGACGAGCCAGUGCAUGUGGCUGAUGCAGGCUCUUGGUUUCCUGCUCUCUGCGCUGCAAGUGGAGGAGAUCCUGAAGAACCUGCACUCCCUGAUCACCCCAUACAUCCAGCAGCUGGAGAAGCUGGCUGACGAAACGCCCAAUCCCUCCAACAAGUUGGCCAUCAUCCACAUCCUGGGCCUGCUCUCCAACCUGUUCACCACUCUGGACAUCAGCCACCAUGAUGACGACCACGAAAGCAACGAGGUCAAGAAGCUGCCAGUGCAGCAAGGACCCAACCCAGUGGUGGUGGUUCUGCAGCAAGUCUUCCAGCUCAUACAGAAGGUUCUCAGCAAGUGGCUGAAUGAUGCCCAGGUGGUAGAGUCCGUCUGUGCCAUCUUUGAGAAGUCCGUGAAGACCCUCCUGGAUGAUUUUGCCCCCAUGGUGCCUCAGCUGUGUGAGAUGCUGGGGCAGAUGUACAGCACCAUCCCCCAGGCCUCUGCCAUCGACCUCACCCGGCAGCUGGUUCACAUCUUUGCCCAUGAGCCUGCCCACUUCCCUCCUAUCAAGGCCCUCUUCUUGCUCGUUACCUCAGUCACGCUGACCCUGUUCCAGCAAGGGCCCAGGGAUCAUCCUGAUAUUGUUGAUUCAUUUAUGCAACUCCUGGCACAGGCUCUGAAAAGGAAGCCGGACCUCUUCCUGUGUAGCAACCUGGAUGUCAAAGCAGUGUUUCAGUGUGGUGUCCUUUCGCUCAAGUUCCCCGAGGCCCCGACGGUCAAAGCAUCCUGCGGCUUUUUUACAGAGCUGCUGCCCCGCUGCGGAGACAUCGCUCCAGUGGGACAGGUCGUGCAUGAGAAUGGAAAAGUGCUGCUGCAAGCAGUGCUGGAGGGUGUCGGUGGCCAGGCCUCCCGCAGCCUCAUGGAUCACUUCGCAGAAAUCCUCUUUGCCUUGAACAAGCACUGCUUCAGCUACCUGAGCAUCUGGAUCAAGGAAGCCAUGCAGCAGGACGGCUUCCCCUCGGCCCGCGUCAGCCCUGAGCAGAAGGAGACCUUCAGCCAGCAGAUCCUCAGCAGAGAGCGCGUGAACAAGCGGCGAGUGAAGGAGAUGGUGAAGGAGUUCACCCUGCUGUGCCGAGGGCUGCAUGGCACGGAGUACACAGCAGACUACUGA